AUGGCUUCCCGUGGACUCCCCCGUGCCCUCCGUCUGGCCCGUGUUGCCGCCCCUCGCACAGUCAUCUCGGCCGCCCUCCCCCGGCCUGCUCUCGCUAAGGCUGCUACCCGUGUGGCUGCCUCGACCGCCCCCGUCCGUGGUGUCAAGACCAUGACCUUCGCUGAUUCCAAGGAGACCGUCUACGAGCGUGCGGAUUGGCCCCGUGAGAAGCUCCAGGAAUACUUCAAGAAUGACACUCUCGCUCUGAUCGGUUACGGUUCCCAGGGUCACGGCCAGGGUCUCAACCUCCGUGACCAGGGUCUCAAUGUUAUUGUUGGUGUCCGCAAGGAUGGUGCCUCAUGGAAGGAGGCCAUCCAGGAUGGCUGGGUUCCCGGCAAGAACCUGUUCGACCUCACCGAGGCCGUGCAGAAGGGUACCAUUGUCAUGAACCUGCUUUCCGACGCUGCCCAGAGCGAGACCUGGCCCACUCUCAAGCCCCUGAUCACUAAGGGCAAGACCCUUUACUUCUCCCACGGUUUCUCUCCCGUCUUCAAGGAGCUCACCAAGGUCGACGUCCCCAAGGAUGUUGAUGUCAUCCUCGUCGCCCCCAAGGGUUCCGGCCGUACCGUCCGCACCCUCUUCCGUGAGGGCCGUGGUAUCAACUCCUCCAUUGCCGUCUACCAGGACGUUACCGGCAAGGCCAAGGAGAAGGCCAUUGCCAUGGGUGUUGCCGUCGGUUCCGGUUACCUCUACGAGACCACCUUCGAGAAGGAGGUCUACUCCGAUCUGUACGGUGAGCGUGGUUGCCUGAUGGGUGGUAUCCACGGUAUGUUCCUCGCUCAGUACGAGGUCCUGCGUGAGCGCGGCCACAGCCCCUCGGAGGCCUUCAACGAGACCGUUGAGGAGGCCACUCAGUCUCUCUACCCUUUGAUCGGUGCCAACGGCAUGGACUGGAUGUACGCCGCUUGCUCCACCACUGCCCGUCGUGGUGCCAUCGACUGGUCCAGCCGCUUCAAGGACACCCUGAAGCCUAUCUUCAAUGAACUCUACGACAGUGUGCGUGACGGCUCUGAGACCAAGCGCUCGCUCGAAUACAACUCUCAGAAGGACUACCGCGAGAAGUACGAGAAGGAGAUGCAGGACAUCCGUGAUCUCGAGAUCUGGCGCGCUGGAAAGGCCGUUCGUUCCCUCCGCCCUGAGAACCAGAAGUGA
Aspergillus fischeri NRRL 181 is the source of this 1191-nucleotide messenger RNA. Its product is annotated as Ketol-acid reductoisomerase. Lineage: Eukaryota; Fungi; Ascomycota; Eurotiomycetes; Eurotiales; Aspergillaceae. The coding region runs from base 1 to 1191 and encodes 396 amino acids. Gene Ontology annotation, molecular function: ketol-acid reductoisomerase activity. The transcript is spliced from 2 exons. Gene Ontology annotation, cellular component: mitochondrion. Gene Ontology annotation, biological process: L-valine biosynthetic process. The record is from RefSeq and is a predicted model, not a curated record.